Mytilus trossulus (common blue mussel) is the source of this 4518-nucleotide messenger RNA. RefSeq names its product protein SPT2 homolog. Gene Ontology annotation, molecular function: histone binding; DNA binding. The transcript is spliced from 6 exons. The record is from RefSeq and is a predicted model, not a curated record. NCBI's taxonomy places the organism in Eukaryota, Metazoa, Mollusca, Bivalvia, Mytilida, Mytilidae. Gene Ontology annotation, biological process: transcription by RNA polymerase I; nucleosome assembly. The coding region runs from base 144 to 2486 and encodes 780 amino acids. Gene Ontology annotation, cellular component: nucleolus.
GGGGGCGCUCUCUUAACACGCUCAACUUCCGGAUAAAAAUCAACAAGAAAUUAUGGUUAUCAAAUUAUACAGCUGACUUGGCGUUUUUACAACAUUUCAAGAAGUUUUUUUAACAUACAUGAGUUAACUUAAACUUUAGAAGGAUGGACUUUGGGUCCAUUUUAUCUUUAGCCUCUAAAAACACACAAAAACAGAGACCAACUGAAAAAAGAUAUAGAAGUGAUCUUGAUGCACCUAGAAAGGAACGGAAAGAUAAAGAUGGUAGACCAAAAUCUGAAUUUCUUCAGAAAGUUAAGGAAGAGAAAGAGCAGGAGCAAAAAAGAAAAGAAAUGGAUGAAAUAAGAAGAAAAGAAGAAGAAAAACAAAGACAAAUAGAAGCAGAAAAAAAGAAAGUUUUCAGAAUUCCGAAGAAACCUCGUCCUCCAGAAGAAAUCACAGAACAAACAGAUAAAAGUGCAAAACUAUCUGCCAAGGAAAAAAUUGAGAAAGCUAAAAAACUAGCCGCAAGUUUUGGAAAAUCUAAAACUGCUGUAUCCUCGUCAAAGUCUGAUUUAAAAAGAAGUUCAGUAGUAAGUGACAAAAUUUCCUCCAAAUAUAAACAAGCUAAACCUUUUCAUCCAGAGCAGAGAAAAACUGGAAAUGACAAAGUUGUUUCUAAACAAGACGACAAGAAACCAUCAAAUGAUAAACAUUCAAAUGAUAAACAUUCAAAUGAUAAAGAUGUUCCUAAACAGUCUGACAAGAAACCAUCUUAUAAAGAUAAGUUAGAUAAACUGUCAGACCAGGAAAAACUUGCAAUUAUCAAAAAGAUAUCAGGGAGUCUUGGGCGUGUAGGUGAUAAAAUAUCGGAUACAGAAAAACUUGACAAAAUUAGGAAAAUUUCAGAAACAAUUGGAAAGGGGUCAUCAAGUAAUAGUGAUAAGAAAGAAAAACCAAACGGAUCUCAGAAAUAUUCACCUCUUACCAGUAAAAUAGACCGAGAAAAAAUGACAGGAAAUCUGGAAAGUCUUCAGAAAAUAAAAAAAGAAUUCAAGGAAGCUGAGGAAAGAGCGACUGGAAAAACUAUCACAUUGCUUGGAAAAACAGAUGAAGGAAUUAAAAGAGAAGUGAUAUUUGAUAGAACAGAUGCUGAAACAAUGAGGUAUGCAUUACAAGAGAAAGCAGCACGAAUAAGAGCCAUGAUGAACAGACCUGAAGAACCUAAACCAAGAGAAAGAAAAAAGGGGAAAGAUAGAGCAUCUGAAACUGAGGCUAAGGGAAAAAAAUCUGAAACUUCUAAAAAUGAAGAUGAUGAACAAAGAAAAUAUUCUGAUUUUAAGAAAACUUCUAGUCAUUCCAGUGAUUCUAAAUACAAUGAUAAAUAUAGUGAUGAUAGGUAUUCAGACAGAUCUUCAAGGGAGGAAAAAACAGUGAAAAAGAAAAAACCUCCACCACCACCUUCAAUGAAUUUUAAUGAUCUGUUAAAAAUUGCUGAACAAAAAUCACAAGAACCUGUCAAAAUUGAAGUGAUUAAAAAACCAAAAAAAGAUGAGGAGCGAUUAUUAAAUAAAAGAGAGAUUGCAUCUCAAAGAGAAUAUCAAGAAUAUUUGAAAAAUAAGAAAAUGAGAAGAGAGGCUGAAAUUGAAGAGAGACAAACUGUGGAUGUUAAAAGAGAAAAACAAAACUCUAAUUCAUUAAAAAGUAAAUCCACUUCAAAUUUAGUGACAAAAUCAGCAAGUUCAUCACAAAAUAAUGUAAGGAAAAAUCCUUAUUCAGAAAAGUUAGUGACUAAAUCUUCUUCGCCUGUGCCUAGUUCAUCUAAACCAUCAUCAAGUAACAAAUUAGGUAAAUCAAUGUCAUCUUCUUCAAUUCCUUCAAAACCUUUUACAAAACAGUUCAAACUACACUCAGCAACAAAUUCUCCUCACAAUACAGACUCAAAUCCAGCAAAGAAAAUAAAACGGGAGCAUAUAGAAAACGGAAGAAUUACCCAAAAAGAUGAGUAUCGGAAGAAAUCAAAUGGUGCUAAAAGAAAUAAUUAUGAUGAUGUACGUGAAAAUGUGCUAGUGUGUGGACCACCAAAGAAUGAAAAACCAGUUUCUUCCAAUCCAUUUGAUAGAAUAUAUGGAGAAAUUAAGAAAAAUCAACCAUCAAAGCCAGCGAAGAGGAAGCAUCCUGAUGAAUACUCUGAUUCAGAAGACGAAUUUGACGGAGACCUGGAUGGAUUUGUAGUGGAUUAUCUGUCGUCAGGGGAGGAAGAAGAAAUGGAAGGCUACGACAAUGAUUAUGAAGAUUAUUCCAAACAUAUCAGAAAUAUAUUUGGUUAUGAUAGGCGAAAAUUUAAGUAUGAAAGUGAUUAUGACAUCGCAAAUAUGGAAUCAAACUUUAAAGAUGUAAUGAAAGAAGAAGCUAGAAGUGCAAGACUCGGUAUGCAAGAGGAUCUGGAAGACAUGAAAAAAGAAGAGGAAGAAAUGAAAAGAAAAAUGGCAGGAAAGAAAAAGAGAUGAUGAAUAUGAACAGGCUGUUAUUUAAGAUAAAGAUGAAAAAUCAUGUUCUGAAUAUGAUGGUAGAAAUAAAGGAAAAAAGUGUUCAUCUGAGGUGUUGAAAAUGCUUUAGACGUGAAUAACUUUUUCAGAUUAAAAAUAAGCUGUUAUUUGAUAAUGUUGAAAGAAGAAUCUGUUUCAUGAAUAUCAUUAUUUAUCCUAUUGUUCAGGAUUUAUAAAUAUGUCAUUAAAGGAAUUGAAUGCCUUAAUGCAAUGAUGUAUUUAGUAUCUGAUACAUUAAAAGCAUAUAACUAGAAAAUAUAAGAGAAAAGGAUGUUUUACCAUAACUCAGUAUUUCUUGAUGACUGUAAAUGAUUUUUUUUUGUUAGGUCAGCUGAAUUUUACUUUUCAGAACUGACUGACACAUACUAUAAAACUUUAAAAACCCUUUAAAGAUCAUAUGCAGUAGCUUAUAAAAUUGAAAUUGCUCUGAACAAACCAUAAAACAUAUUCAAUUCUGUGUUAUGAUUUUGUCCUUUAUACAGUUAGCUACCCUUGAACACAUACUAGUUACAAUAAAAUAUCUCAAACUUAGUAUUCUAUUCUUGGCUGAUAUAUUCAAUUUUUAAAUUAAAAAUAAUCAUAAAAAACAUCUAGGAACUUUAGAAGAAAAAUAAACCCUGGGAUCUUGCCUGAAGAAUUUAUUACCUUUAGCUGUUGUUUCAUUUAGUUGAUAACAUUCUGUCUAUCCUCUAAAAUUACUAAGUUCAAACAUUUCUUAUCUUAUUUAUAAAUCAAAAUCCUCAUUUUCAUUAAAUAUCAUAAAGAAAAUUAUAUUUAUAUUAUAAGUUUCAAGAAUUUGUCACAAAAUGAAUUUCAUUUAAUUUUAAAUAAGUUAAAAAUUUUUAAUUUUAAUAAAUACAGAAAGGAAUGGCAUUUAGCUUUGACCUACAUAAAUGUAGAAUUCAAUUAAGUUCCAUUGCACGUUUGAAUUAAAAGUAUAGUGUUCAGUUAGACAUCUUUUAAAGAUCUAGCUAAAACUGGUAUAAGAGCUUUCCUAAACUUACUGUGAGUUAUGAGUUUUUGGCCUGUGAUGAAGACUUUCCCUGCACAUGACUUUAAGAGCAAUAAAACCACUUAUCUUACAAGUUUUUUUUCAGGUGUGUCCAAGAAAAUUGUGUCAUAAAUUUAUACACCAUACCUCUUCUUUUCCAUUGAAACUGGAAAAAAUUCUUUGAUGUGUUGCUUAUACAUUUGUAUGUGUAUUUUAAAAUAUGCAUGUGAUAAAAACAAAAUAUAAUUAUGUACACAUACUGGGAUGAAUGAUAUAUUUUUGUUUAUUAUACAUAUAUACAUGUAUCUACAAAUAGCUUAUGAAAUAGGAAAACGUGUGUUAUUAUGAAUGUUCUGUGUUUGGGUUACUGCUGACUCUGUAUGAAUCAGGCAACAAUGAUAAAAAAAAACCAAAGCAUUUGACAGCAGGCAAAUUGUUGACCUUUUGAUUUUUUUUCAGCUUUUCAUUGUUCGAAAUAAGUGCUGUGUUUGUUUUUGUCAAUGAAGUGCAUCCGAUAUUUACCAUAAUAAAUUAAGUAGCAUGAUAUUAAGCUUAAAAACUCUUGAUUAAGUUUCCAAAAUUGAAUUGCAAGCUACAUCAGAGUUAACUAUAAAGAGGAUGGGGCCUGCUUAUGGAGCUACAUAAAUUGUGAAUGCAUAGACUUUUUAUCAGUUCUGCUUCUAAUGUUUAAUGCUUGUUGGUGGUUCCCUUUUUCAAAAUACUGGAUCUGUAGCCCUUUUCACAAAGAAUCUAAGUGUAAAAUUUAUCGUAAGUAUUAAAUAUUCCUUAACAAUUCUACUAAAUAUUUUUAUCGUAAGAUUAAUUUUACACUAAAAGUUUUUUGGUGAAAAGGACUACUGCAUCUGAACAUGCAUCUUUAAAAACCUACCCAGAUAGCAUAGGCAGAUCCUGGGGGGCCUGGCCCCCCCCUUUUUGUGGGGAAAAUUUGGUUGCUUAUAUAGGGAAUCACUGAAGCGUGACUGGAGCCCCCCCCCCCCCCCC